Molecule: messenger RNA, 944 nt
Organism: Momordica charantia (bitter melon)
Lineage: Eukaryota; Viridiplantae; Streptophyta; Magnoliopsida; Cucurbitales; Cucurbitaceae
Gene: PAM68
Product: PAM68-like protein (DUF3464)
Source: RefSeq, a predicted model, not a curated record
UGGUUCCAUCUUUGUCUGACACGUGGGAGAGCCUCAUUGGUCCGCGAAAUGUUCCGCCAAUUCUUUCUUCUACUAAAAUUUUUCGUCGCUUGAAAAACCUUAUCCGUUUCCAAGAGCAACAUCCAUGGCUUCCGUCUCUGACCCGCGCGGUGAAGACAAAAUGUAAGAGACGAGACGACUGUGUUUCGGCUUCAGAGACGAAGCCUAAUGGCCGCCAUUGCCGGAUCGCUCAACCUUCCUCUUGCGCCUUCAAACCUUCCAUCACUCCGUAUCAAGAGAAAUUGUAAGUUCUCGAUCCAUUCGAAAAGCCACGAAAGGAUCCGUUUCCCACUUCUGAGACCAAGCAUUUACCAAAACCAAACUCGCAUUAACCAGCCCGCGAUUUUACGCGCAACCUUGAGAAGUCCGAAGGGAUUCGGACCGGCGCCGAAGAAGAGGAAGAAGAAGAGCCAAGAAAGUGAUGAGGAGGACGAAGAUGAAGAUGAAGAUGAGGAUGAGGAUGAAGAGGCAGAAGGUGGGGUAAUACCAGAAGUAGUGACGAACAGGAUGAUGAGCAGAAUGGGAUUCUCAGUGGGGAUUCCAUUGUUGAUAGGGCUUCUGUUCUUCCCGUUCUUCUAUUACCUGAAAGUUGGGUUGAAGAUUGAUGUGCCCACAUGGGUGCCAUUCAUAGUCUCCUUCUUCUUCUUUGGUUCUGCUCUGUUGGGAGUUAGCUAUGGGAUUGUUUCCUCUAGUUGGGAUCCCAUGAGGGAAGGCUCUCUCUUGGGUUGGAAUGAAGCUCAGAAGAAUUGGCCUGUUUUUUGGCAGUCCAUUUGGGCCAAAUCUGAUAAGAAAUAGAAGAAUUCUUGAGUUCUUUGUUUUAACAUGAAUAGAUGUUAUGUUUUCCAAAAGUUAUAUGAGUUUGGAAACAUAUUUAGAAAAUAUAGUUGUGUUUUUUUUUUAAGGUU